Spea bombifrons (plains spadefoot toad) is the source of this 4041-nucleotide messenger RNA. RefSeq names its product tyrosine kinase 2 (gene TYK2). The transcript has 25 exons. Gene Ontology annotation, biological process: cytokine-mediated signaling pathway; cell differentiation; intracellular signal transduction. Gene Ontology annotation, cellular component: membrane; cytoskeleton; cytosol. The coding region runs from base 140 to 3670 and encodes 1176 amino acids. The record is from RefSeq and is a predicted model, not a curated record. Gene Ontology annotation, molecular function: cytokine receptor binding; non-membrane spanning protein tyrosine kinase activity; ATP binding. Lineage: Eukaryota; Metazoa; Chordata; Amphibia; Anura; Pelobatidae.
GGAAGUGGGCGUGGUCCGUGAAGCAGGUCCUGCCUGAGAGACGGUCGGGCUGUCAUCGAGUUCGGGCCCACGAGAGCGGAUACAGCGGGGGUCAUGUGACCGGGUGCAAGAGCCGAGAUCUGCCCCCCCGCCCUGAGACAUGGCUCUGUGUCAGUGGGCAGCAAAACACCGGAACCCGGACAUGGAAAGCUGCAGCUUCACGGGUGUCGGCCUCCGCGUCUAUCUGUACUGGAGCAACAAUAAGGAGCAUUAUGUGAGCUUCACGCAGCAGGAGAGCACGGCGGAGGAGAUCUGUAUACACAUCGCACAGAGACUUGGAAUUACCCCGCUGUGCUACACGCUAUUUGCACUCUAUGACAUUCAAGAAAAAUAUUGGUAUCCACCCAACCAUGUUUUUAAGAUCUCAAAAGACAUGAAGGUUCUCCUCCAUUUUCGCAUGAGGUAUUAUUUCAGGAACUGGCACGGCAUGAAUGAGAAAGAACCCCUCGUUUGCCGAAAUAUCCCAAAGAGCAGCGAGGAGAAGAGCCAGACUGAGCAAGCAGAAGCCAUCCUGGACUUGGCAUCGUUUGAGUAUCUCUUCGAACAGGGCAAGUAUGACUUUGUGAAUGACGUGGUGUCGCUGAAAGAUUUCUGGACAGAGCAGGACAUCCACAGAUUUAAGAACGAGAGUCUGGGCAUGGCGGUGCUGCACCUGUCUCAUAUCGCCAUUAAGAAGAAAGUGUCCUUAGAAGAGGUGGCAAAACAGGUCAGCUUCAAGGAGUGUAUCCCAAAGUCGUUUUGCCGGCAGAUCCAGCAGAACAAUUACCUUACCAAAUUCCGCAUGAGGAACGUCUUCAAGAAGUUUGUCCGCCACUUCCACCUCCACACCGUGGGCCCGGGGAAGCUGAGCGAAGAAGACGUUAUGUACAAAUACUUGUCCACCCUGGAAAACCUGGCCCCGCGGUUCGGCUCGGAGGUGUUCAGGGCGCUGUCCCUGGAGCUGCCGACAGACGGGGAGAAGCUUCCUCUCUACAUCAACGGGGGCUACAUGGACCACUCGGAGACGGUGAACCAAGAGCCCACCACCACUCACGUGGUCAUGGUGAGCGGAAUGGACGGAAUCAAGUGGCGGGAAUGCAAGGAGGAGGAAGCUGUUGAGAACCCAACCCCCAAAAAUUACUUCAGCAAAAAGAGCCGGGCCAAAGGGCAGAAAACGGCCAAAACCCAACAGGGGGCGGAAAGGAGCAACCCCAAGUGGCUUCAGUUCUGUGACUUCCAGGAUAUCACCCACAUCGUGAUCAGCAGGAGCAGAGUCAGCGUUAACUGCCAGGACAACCGCUGUCUUGAGAUAGUUUUACCCUCGUAUGAAGAAGCUCUGUCCUUCGUCUCGCUGGUGGACGGGUAUUUUCGCCUCACGACGGAUUCAAACCACUAUCUGUGUCAUGAAGUGGCCCCUCCUCGGCUGGUGAUGAGUGUUACCAACGGGAUUCACGGCCCUCUUCAGGAGCAGUACGUGGUUCAGAAGCUGAGGCAGGAGGGUCAGGAGGACGGACUCUAUGUUAUCCGCUGGAGCGCUUUCAACUUCAACAAAAUGAUCAUGACGGUGAAGAGAGCCAACCAGAACAAGGAUCUGGGCUCCAAGCAGUUCCGAAUCGAGAAGAAGGGCGACUCGUACGUCCUGGAAGGGUGGGACCGAGGGUUCCCGAGCGUCAAGGAACUGACGGACAAUCUGCGGGGAUGCACCCUGAAAUCCGGAGACGAAACCUUCUCCGUCAAGAAGUGCAUUCUGCCCAAAUCUGGAGAAAUCUCCAACCUGACGAUUUGCCGGAGAGGGAAGAACCGCGGAGAGAGCGGGGUGUCCAGGAACCUCAAUCUGAGCCAACUCAGCUUCCACCAGAUCCGCAAGCAUGAAAUCUUACAGAAAGCCCACCUGGGCCAGGGUACCCGGACCAACAUUUACGAAGGGGUACUACUGGUGAGCAAGGGCAGCGAGAUUGAGGGCUACGAGUCCGGCGAGUUAAACAACAACUCCAGCGAUUUGAGAGUGGUCCUAAAAGCGCUGGAUCCAAGUCAUCGAGACAUCGCGCUGGCUUUCUUCGAGACGGCGAGUUUGAUGAGCCAGGUCUCCCACAUCCACCUGGUGUUUGUCCACGGAGUGUGCGUACGGGAAUCUGAGAAUAUCAUGGUGGAGGAGUUUGUCGAACAUGGCCCUCUAGACGUCUGUCUACGUAAAGACAAGCUACAGAUCACGGCCGGCUGGAAAUUCACCGUGGCUCGGCAGCUGGCCAGUGCCUUGACUUAUCUGGAAGAUAAAAAUUUGGUGCAUGGAAAUGUCUGCGCAAAGAAUAUUCUACUGGCCAGGAAAGGUCUAGAAGAGAACUCGACUCCAUUCAUCAAGCUGAGUGAUCCUGGAGUGACCUUCACAGUGCUGUCCCGAGAGGAGCGGGUGGAGAGGAUCCCGUGGAUCGCUCCGGAAUGCGUUCAGAACGUCGGCCGUCUCAGCACCGCUGCCGACAAGUGGAGCUUUGGGACCACGUUGCUGGAAAUCUGUUUUAACGGAGAAGUCCCCUUAAAGGAGCGGACGCCGUCUGAGAAAGAACGGUUUUACGAGAAGGAGCUGGGCCUCCCCGAGCCGUCCUUCAAGGAACUUGCAAACCUCAUUGGUCUCUGCCAUAACUACAAUCCGGCGGGAAGACCGUCUUUCCGGACAAUCCUUCGGGAUCUGACCCAGCUGCAGCCUCAGGACCUGUCUGAUAUCGCCUCGAUAAGUCCUGAUUUUACCGUCGCCGACCCCACCGUGUUUCAGAAACGUUACUUGAAGAAAAUUCGGGAGCUGGGAGAGGGCCACUUUGGGAAGGUCAGCUUGUACUGCUACGACCCCAAUAAUGAUGGCACUGGGGAGAUGGUGGCCGUGAAGUCCCUGAAAUCUGGAUGUAGCCAGCAGCUGGAGAUCAGUUGGAAAGGAGAGAUAAAGAUCCUGAAAACCUUGUACCAUGAAAAUAUCGUGAAGUACAAAGGCUGCUGCAGCGAGCAAGGGGAUAAAGUUGUCCAGCUCAUUAUGGAGUAUGUCCCCCUGGGGAGCCUGAGAGAUUAUUUACCGAAACACAACGUGAGCCUGGCACAGAUAUUACUUUUUGCCCAACAGAUCUGUGAGGGAAUGGCUUACCUUCACUCUCAGCAUUACAUACACCGUGACCUUGCUGCCCGGAACGUCCUUGUUGAAAACGAAAAUGUGGUGAAAAUUGGUGAUUUUGGGCUUGCCAAAGCUGUCCCGGAAGGUCACGAAUAUUACAGGGUCAGAGAAGAUGGAGACAGCCCCGUUUUCUGGUACGCCACGGAGUGUCUCAGGGAGUGUAAGUUCUUCUAUGCGUCCGAUGUGUGGUCAUUCGGGGUCACCCUCUACGAGCUCCUGACUCGAUGCGACUCCUAUCUCAGUCCUCCCGCCAAAUUCAUAGAAAUGAUCGGCGUCACUCAGGGGCAGAUGACCGUUGUUCGGCUGAUAGAUCUGCUGGAGAGAGGUCAGAGGCUACCACGUCCUACAGACUGCCCUCUGGAGAUCUACAAGAUCAUGAAACACUGCUGGGAGACUGAAGCCAGUUAUCGGCCAUCUUUUACGAACCUCAUCCCCAUACUGAAGGCCUUCCACACCACCUACUCCACGCAGGCCCCGUCGGUCUUCAGCCUGUGCUAGGCCCUGCGAGCUCGGAAAGCGGAAGUGCUAAACCAGCAGUCUGUACAAGAUGGGCUGUCUGCGACCGAUAGGAUUCCCGCCUGCGUCGUCAAGCUGGGGCUCGUGUGUCUGCCGGCCUCCGACCUGGUCACGUCUGACCUCCGGAGGUCCCCCUAAUCUGUUGCGCCGGUUUCUGGAAAUCACGAGAUGAUACUGUAGUGACGCAAACGGCGGACAUGUUUUUAUUUUGUUUUUUAUUUUAUUAUAAAAGUGCAAUAGGACUGCCAAAAAAAAAAACACACUUUCCUCUCUAGAAUGCUAGUCCUCUCUAUGGUAGAGUAGCCGGAAUCCAACCAAAGAGGGUAAAGCGGUGUCCGCUCGUUAACGAAGUG